Messenger RNA from Myotis lucifugus (little brown bat), 909 nucleotides. RefSeq names its product ERI1 exoribonuclease family member 2 (gene ERI2). The record is from RefSeq and is a predicted model, not a curated record. Gene Ontology annotation, molecular function: 3'-5'-RNA exonuclease activity; nucleic acid binding. The transcript is spliced from 7 exons. Lineage: Eukaryota; Metazoa; Chordata; Mammalia; Chiroptera; Vespertilionidae. The coding region runs from base 201 to 776 and encodes 191 amino acids. Gene Ontology annotation, biological process: exonucleolytic trimming to generate mature 3'-end of 5.8S rRNA from tricistronic rRNA transcript (SSU-rRNA, 5.8S rRNA, LSU-rRNA).
CCGACCGGUGCCCCGCAGCUCGCCGCGUCGCGGUGACCGCGGGACGCCCUCGUGUCUUGCAGAGCAGUUGUUCGACUACCUGGUUGUUAUUGACUUUGAGUCGACGUGUUGGGAAGACGGGAAACGCCACCGGACCCAGGAAAUCAGUGAGUGACGUGCCGCCGGCCCGGCCGGCUUCCGUGUCACUGCGCAGCGCACAGAUGUCAGCAGUUGAAUUUCCAGCGGUAUUGCUGAACACAUCAACUGGAGAGAUUGAAUCUGAGUUCCAUGCUUAUGUUCAGCCUCAGGAACAUCCAAUUCUUUCUGAAUUUUGCAUGGAAUUGACAGGCAUAAAGCAGGCCCAAGUUGACGAAGGGGUCCCUCUGAAGAUUUGCUUAUCUCAGUUCUGUAAAUGGAUUCAGAAGAUUCAACAACAGAAGAAAAUUAUCUUUGCUACUGGGGUUUCAGAUCUACCUACUUCAGAAGUCAAGUUGUGUGCAUUUGUUACUUGGUCAGACUGGGACUUGGGUGUUUGCCUGGAGUAUGAGUGUAAAAGGAAGCAGCUGUUUAAACCUGUGUUCUUAAAUGCUUGGAUUGAUCUCAGAGUAACUUACAAGAUUUUCUAUAGGAGAAAACCAAAAGGACUGAGUGGCGCCCUGCAGGAGGUGGGAAUCGAAUUCUUGGGACGGGAACAUUCUGGAUUGGAUGAUUCUCGGAAUACUGCACUUCUUGCUUGGAAAAUGAUCAGGGAUGGUUGCUUAAUGAAAAUUACAAGGUCCUGGAACAAGAAAUUCUGAAUGCACAGUUGCUGAAGCUAUUGGAUUUGCUUGUGGAAUUAUAGGUUCCCACUAAGAAGAAUCCCAACAUUUUGGGCAGAAAUUUGAAUACCAAUCAAGUUGAAGAAACAUCAGUCUGCAAUAGAAGCAGUCG